Messenger RNA from Manihot esculenta (cassava), 741 nucleotides. RefSeq lists its product as uncharacterized. The coding region runs from base 156 to 455 and encodes 99 amino acids. The transcript has 3 exons. NCBI's taxonomy places the organism in Eukaryota, Viridiplantae, Streptophyta, Magnoliopsida, Malpighiales, Euphorbiaceae. The record is from RefSeq and is a predicted model, not a curated record. Gene Ontology annotation, cellular component: mitochondrion.
AAUCCACUUGAGGGACGAUCUGAAACCGAAACCAAACAGAUGGACAUUUGUGGCGCAUUACUCAUUACUCAUCUCAUCACUCGUCAGGUGCCCCAUGCCUUUGAGCUCCAUAAACCCUAGUAAAUGCUUAAACCCUUUUUGUUAGCUCUGUAAAAAUGGCCGGUUCAAGGGUUCUUUCCAGAUUAUCCACUUACUCACCAUCUCUCUCUUUCAAAUUCAAUGUAUCCAAGUCGUCAUUACCCAAAAUUUCUCCGUUGAAAUCGGGUUCCCAGUCCCAGAUUUCUUCUUCAGCAAAGCGCAUUUACCAAGCCUCAAGGUUACCUGUAGAAUUGAGCUGCUUGAUGUCAAUGUUGCCAUUACAUAGCACAACAGCUUCUGCUCGUCUAACGUCAUUACUUCCCAUCGAAUCUCCAAGUUGGGGCUUGGUUCCUCAAGGCAAAUCUAUGCCUUUAUGACUGCAUCCUUCUUGUCAUGGAUGCGGCAUGAAGAAUUUAUUGCUGCAUCGAUAUGUAUCUUUUUCCUGAACUUUAAUAUUUAAGGGCAAAUUGUGAUAAAGCAUCAAUCAUUGUAAUGAAGAAUUGGUAUGGCUUUGGGUGGAGGCGAGCUAAGGAAAUGACCUUUUUUUUUCAUGUUGGUGAAAAUUGAACUUUUGCAGUUUUCUUGAUCCAUUUCUAGUUCUUUUUGGGUUAUAAAUGAUGCAAUCUAAGAUGCUAAUUGUUAGGAUGAGGACUAAAUUCUUUC